GUUUGUGGUUAUUUUAGAGGCAUACAACACUCUGAGGCAUUGAGGAAGCAAAGCAGCAUAUGAAAGCAUCACCUUUGGGCUCAGGGCAUUGAUAAUACAUACUACAUAUGUGGACUUUUCCCGCCUGUAUGCUGCCAUCAAACAAACUUACAAUGCAAUCGAUCAGUCUUUCCUUCUGUAUCCUAGGUUUGGUUGUGGCUUCUGUCACAGCAGAAAAUAACUCAACUACCCAAAAUUCAACUGGAUUUGAUAGUAAUGGAAAUUAUUCCACCACUGUAAAACCCCUUAACACCACGGACAAUGUCACCAGAACCACCAACAACACUACCGACACCUCCACCACUACCUUGAACAUCACCGGGGGCAACAGCACCAUCCCACCUUCAACAACAAAGCAGACAAGAAGGGAAGGUUCUACCAAAGAACCCAAAGGUACAGCUCCUUCGAUCACCACACCUAUACCCAUUGAUCCUUCUAAAAGCCCAACAUCGGCCGCCAAAACAACAAGCAAAAGCACCACUGAUAAGCCAAACGAUGCGAGCACAGGCGACAUCACUGGGAUUGUCAUCCUAGUUGUGAUCAUCUUCAUAGCUUUUGUAUGUGGAGCGGCCUGCUACUUUGCACGGAAGAGAGCAAGACGCUACUCUGUCGACUUCACUUCCAGACCGGACGAAGCCAACAUCCCUCUCAGCACUGUGGAGCCUGAGUUGCCUGUUGAUACUGUAUCUCAGAACGGACUGCAAACCUUUGAAAGUACAGAAACUACCACAAAAAAGGAGCAAGAACCAGAGGCAAAACCUGAAGUGCAGGAGGAGCAGAAAGCUGAGGCUGAUAAAUCUGUUGUUGAUGCCAGCGCUGAGUCUGCAGCUCCGGCGCCAUCCCCAAACAGCAAAGAGGACGUUGUUGAGCAAAGUCCCCCAGCACCUGUGGAGCCGAGUGUGGAGGAGAAAACUGAUGACGAAGGUGUCGUCUCCAACAAGACCUCAGUGGAAUCACUGAAGGAGACAAAUGAGAACAACAGCAACAAUGCUGACUUCAGUCAGAAGAGAGAUUUGAAGAGGAGCAACAUCUUCUGGGACAUUCCUGUCGAUUGUCCGGUGUGAUAAAUAUCACCUCUCUGCCCCUGCGCUGUUCUUCAGAAACUCGAUUGAAGAAGUUACCACAGUGGAAAGGGACACGUCUGUUCAUACCGAGCGAGAUAUCUAAUUGGCUGUUGGCUCCUUGUUGGG
Messenger RNA from Etheostoma spectabile (orangethroat darter), 1229 nucleotides. Its product is annotated as cell wall protein RTB1. The transcript has 10 exons. Lineage: Eukaryota; Metazoa; Chordata; Actinopteri; Perciformes; Percidae. Bases 108 to 1103 code for a protein of 331 amino acids. The record is from RefSeq and is a predicted model, not a curated record.